Messenger RNA from Girardinichthys multiradiatus, 1399 nucleotides. RefSeq names its product four and a half LIM domains protein 3-like. Gene Ontology annotation, cellular component: nucleus; Z disc; stress fiber. Gene Ontology annotation, molecular function: transcription coregulator activity; actin binding. Gene Ontology annotation, biological process: actin cytoskeleton organization. Bases 433 to 1269 code for a protein of 278 amino acids. The record is from RefSeq and is a predicted model, not a curated record. The transcript has 6 exons. NCBI's taxonomy places the organism in Eukaryota, Metazoa, Chordata, Actinopteri, Cyprinodontiformes, Goodeidae.
UCACUGCUGCUGGUGCAGAACUGAAUGACGGAUGGAUUUAUGUUGUCAGGCUGAGGAGCAUCAGCAGCCUUUAUCACUUCCUCUCCUCUUCAUCCUUUGAUGACGAGAAGCAGGAGCAGCUCGGACUGCAGCUGAAGCGUCUAGUCCAGAUCACAAAUACAUAGAAAUCCAGAUGAAGCAGGAUAGUUCGGCUUCCUGGAAUCGUACAGUAAAGAUGAAAAUAAAGUCUGAAAACAUUUUUCCUCACAGCAGACUCUGAUUCACUCUGCUGGAGGAGGAGGGAGCGCAGAGAGGCGGUCUGUUUCUCACUUUGGCUUCCUGCACCACAGCUUCUCCGCCUCAGUCCGUGGAAAGUUCACGGAGGAUUUACCAGCGUGGGAGCAGCGGCAGCGCGCAGAGGGUCCUGUAAGGAUUGCAGCGGAGGUCGACACCAUGAGUGACUUCAACUGCAGGAACUGCAACGAGUCCCUUUAUGGAUGCAAAUACAUCAAGAUGGAGGAGGAGCCUCACUGCAUCCGAUGCUACGACCGGCUGUAUGCCAACACCUGCCAUGAGUGUAAGGAGAUCAUUGGUCACGAUGAGAAGGAGCUCAUGCACCAGGACAGAUUCUUCCAUGACCACUGCUUCAGAUGUUUUAGCUGCAACCGCUCUCUGGCCAAUGAGUCCUUCACCAUGCAGGGCGACGCUCUGGUCUGCAGCGACUGCUACUGCAGCCGGUUUUCCUCCAAGUGUGCAGCCUGCAACCAAACAGUCAUGCCAGGAUCCAGGAUGUUGGAGUAUGAGGGCUCCACGUGGCACGAAGACUGUUUUCUGUGUCACGGCUGCGAGAAGCCGAUCGGGGCCGAGGCCUUCGUCCCGGAUAAUGACAACUUCUACUGUGUGCCAUGCUACGAGCGGAGGGUUGCUCCACGCUGCAGCCACUGCAGAAAGGCUCUGACUAAAGGAGGGGUGACCUACAAGGAUGACGUUUGGCAUAAAGAGUGUUUCCUAUGCAGCAGCUGCAGAGCUCCUCUGGCCGGCCAGUCCUUCACCUCUCAGGGGGACAGGCCAUGCUGCAUCAAGUGUUUCGGCAACCUGUACGCCAAGAAGUGUGCCGGCUGCAACACGCCCAUCACAGGCUUUGGAGACGGGAAGUACAUUUCCUUUGAGGACCGUCAGUGGCACCAGCCGUGCUUCAAAUGUUCCCGCUGCUCCGUGUCGCUGGUGGGCUCCGGGUUCUUCCCCGACCGGGACCAGAUCCUGUGCACAGACUGCAACAGCGACGACUGAUGACCCAAACUUGCAGUGAAACCUCUGAACACUGGCUUGGCAUCACCAGAUUAACUGUAUUUACAGGUUUAAACCAGUUUGCAGCACUUUGGGUUUGUUUGACACAAAUAAUUAAAGGUGUGAUUUAAAA